ACAUUUGGUCCUUCGAUUAUGGUCCUGUAAUUAAUUUAAUGCUCUGCUAUCAAUCUUGCGAGUCAAAGGCUAUUCGAUUUCUUUAAAUUAAUAUUUCGAUAACAGCUAACUUGUUUGUUGACUAUCGAUAUCGUUUGUCGGUCUGUUUUCAUAACACAUUUUCUUGUUAAACAAAGUUUUGAAUAAAUCCUGAAAUGUCCCUGUCACCUGCCAGUGGCAUUGGCCGCUUCUAUAAGCACUCGGCCAAGAUAAUACGUUUUGUGCGUCUAGGCUGCACGAAUCGUCCAUUCUAUCACAUUGUUGUUAUGGAGCGCCGCAAGAACCAACAUCAGCCUGUAAUUGAGCAAGUGGGCUCCUACGAUCCGCUGCCGAAUACAUCGAACGAACGUUUGGUGGCCCUCAAUACGGAACGCAUACGCUAUUGGCUGGGCAAAGGCGCUCACAUGUCCGAGCCGGCGGCCGAGCUGUUAGGCAUCGCGGGCUUACUGCCCGUUCAUCCGCGCACCUACAUGACCGCCUGGCGCAAUCGCAGGGCAGCAGCGGCGGCAACAGCAGGAGCGGCCACUGAAACCACUGAGAAAGUCGCGACGGCGUAGUGUGUUGCAUUAUCCAUAUUCAUCUACUCAAUAAAUAGUCAUUGUUUUUUUACAAUUUAUGUGUAACAAGCCGAGAUUUCACUAUAAACACAUCUAAUGCAUGUAUAA
This is a messenger RNA of Drosophila virilis, 704 nucleotides long. RefSeq names its product mitochondrial ribosomal protein S16 (gene mRpS16). Gene Ontology annotation, biological process: mitochondrial translation. The record is from RefSeq and is a predicted model, not a curated record. Gene Ontology annotation, molecular function: structural constituent of ribosome. NCBI's taxonomy places the organism in Eukaryota, Metazoa, Arthropoda, Insecta, Diptera, Drosophilidae. Gene Ontology annotation, cellular component: ribosome; mitochondrial small ribosomal subunit.